AUGGAAAUAUUGUUGGUUUUAUUGGUAACUUCGGUUGCUGCACAGGCAUCGUACGAACCACAAAUUCCAGUGAGCCUUUCCGGGGAGAAAAUAAGACAAACUCGUAUGGUCAACGGUAGCAUAGCCUGGACUGGACAGUAUCCGUACUUUGUCAGUGUUUUCCAUUCUACCAGCGUCAACUUGACAGGAUUAUGUGGUGGCUCAAUUAUUGCCAAAAGAUGGAUAUUGACAGCUGCUCACUGUGCUGACGAUAAGGCUAGCUUCAUGAUACUAGUGGGCAAUGCUGUACUUCAUCGUGGAAACAAGUUUAUUACCCAGGAGAAGUACAUUCAUCCCGAGUACAACCCCAAAAAUCUUCAAAACGAUAUCGCUCUGUUGCAUCUUUCGAGCGAUAUUAUUUACACAGAUUACGCCAAACAAAUUAGUUUACCAAACAUUGGUGAAAGCAGCUCGUUUGUAGGCUACAACCCAAUAGUCAUGGGAUUUGGAAAAACGAGUGAUACAUCCGACUUGAGUGUAAAUCUAAGAUACGCAGAAGUGAACGUUAUUUCUAACUCGAAUUGCAUUCCAACUUUUGGACCGGAAACCGUGGUCGAUUCGACAAUGUGCACAGUAGGACUCGCUGGACAAAGUAUCUGUAAUAGUGAUUCAGGUGGUCCUGUUGUUUACAAUAAUGUUCAAAUCGGCAUUAUUUCAUUCAUUCAUGCUACCGGUUGUAAACAAGGAAAACCAUUUGGAAACGUUCGCAUUACAAGUCACCGUCAAUGGAUCAACAACAUAACUGGAAUAUGA
Molecule: messenger RNA, 792 nt
Organism: Uranotaenia lowii
Lineage: Eukaryota; Metazoa; Arthropoda; Insecta; Diptera; Culicidae
Product: collagenase-like
Exons: 3
Coding region: 1-792 (263 amino acids)
Biological process (GO): proteolysis
Molecular function (GO): serine-type endopeptidase activity
Source: RefSeq, a predicted model, not a curated record